This is a messenger RNA of Chanos chanos (milkfish), 579 nucleotides long. Its product is annotated as bryoporin-like. The transcript has 2 exons. The coding region runs from base 1 to 579 and encodes 192 amino acids. Lineage: Eukaryota; Metazoa; Chordata; Actinopteri; Gonorynchiformes; Chanidae. Gene Ontology annotation, molecular function: channel activity. The record is from RefSeq and is a predicted model, not a curated record. Gene Ontology annotation, biological process: pore complex assembly; cytolysis in another organism; monoatomic cation transport. Gene Ontology annotation, cellular component: pore complex.
AUGAUCACAACUGUAGCUGCAGUUAUUUCGGCUGCGACUAUUGCAGUUGCUGCGGCCGCCUGUCGUAGCUGCGUCAUAGGCAUUGAAAACAGCUGCUGCGGCUACUCACUUACCAACCCCAAGUUCUGGAUGCACAGUGGCUACAAUGACAAUCCUCUCUCACCCAAUGUGGACCCACGCUCAAUGAGGUUGUGUUCCUUCUCCAAGUUUGCAAUGGAAGCCAGAGGGGCUGCGGGUGUGUUGACAUAUGACCUACAGAAAAAUAGCGCUGAUGGACUGAACUAUUACUCCAGCAAUAAACUGAUAGCUGUCAUGUUCUCUGUGCCUUUUGACUACAAUUUUUAUGAGAACUGGCUGGCAGUGGGCAUUUUUGACCAAACUCAGACAUGUGAUGAGGAACUCUUCAAUCUCAUGUACUAUGGCAGCGGCACCAAUUUCAAACGUGGAAGGGCUAAAGACGGUGAAAUAAAGCUCAAAAUAGAUUCAGUGGAGAUCAAGGCUGCUAUGAGUAAUGAAUAUAUGGCUAUUCUUAGGGUGGAAGUCUCUGAUAACUGCAAAGUCCAGAAUGAGAGAGGUUAA